Messenger RNA from Leptopilina boulardi, 3315 nucleotides. RefSeq names its product glutamic acid-rich protein-like (gene RIC-3). NCBI's taxonomy places the organism in Eukaryota, Metazoa, Arthropoda, Insecta, Hymenoptera, Figitidae. Gene Ontology annotation, biological process: synaptic transmission, cholinergic; protein localization to cell surface. The coding region runs from base 167 to 2314 and encodes 715 amino acids. Gene Ontology annotation, cellular component: intracellular membrane-bounded organelle; neuronal cell body; neuron projection. The record is from RefSeq and is a predicted model, not a curated record. The transcript has 8 exons.
CACUGCGACUGCGGAAGGUUGAGAGGAGUUGGUUUUCUGUCAUCUUGGACAGAUUUGUGCUGUUUUGAUGGCUUCUCGACGAAAGGCGUGACAUUUUUUUUUUAAUUUUUUAUUUUUUUGUCAAACAAAAACUUGAAAUUACGCAACGAAUAGAGAGACAAAAAAAAUGGCUGAGCUAACGGAUUUUGGUCCUCGAAAAACAAUGAUCGUCCUAGCCAUCGUCGCUGGAUGUUUUGCUAUUUUAUUUCCCAAGAUUUUUUAUCCUAUGCUUGCUGGAUCUGUCAAUUCGCAUUCUGCCCCCAAGAAUCUUGAUUCCGCAUGUUGCGACGUAAUUUUUGAAAGCGAUGUAAACACUGUGGAUAUAAUGCAAGAAAUGUGUCGGAAUAUUGUCAAUCAUCAUCAGGUUGAUCCUCGUGUACGUGAAAUUUUGACAGCUGGGAAAUUAACACAUCAAAGUGCAAAACUUUGUCAAGAACAAGUUUUAGCACGUUGUGGAAUUGAUUUAUCAGUUUUUUUAGCUGAAACAGAAAGACUGGGAAAAUCUAAUAAACAAAUUUUGGAGGAAAUUCGUACAUUCAACAGUUCUUUAUGUUUGAAAUUAAAUUUUGGAAUAUCAUUGUCACAAUUGGGAACACCACAUCUUAUACGUUAUCAUAUUUUAAUGCCUCACAGUACAAUAAGACAAGAGCGACGAACUCCUCCACAUGCUGGAGGUUUACAUCCGGCAAUGAUUGAAAAAGGAAGAGCCAUACCUGCUUCGCAUAUUAUGCCAAAAAUUCAAGGUCGACCUGAUCAUGUUGCAUCGACGAUAAAAAUGAGGCCAUCAAUGGGAGGCGCGGGACAUGUUGUUCCUGCACCAAAGGGAAAUUCAACAAUGGGAAUUAUUAUGCCACUCUACACUAUUGGCAUUGUUCUCUUUUUUCUCUACACUAUUUCAAAGGUAUUGAAAAAAAGUUCCGACAGUGAGAUAAUUUCGAAUCCCUAUCCAAAUGCAGAAGCUGAGAGAGAAUUUCAAAAGAUGGUUUUUAAUCCCGAUGUUUUUACUACGGCCAUGACUGGCGGUACAAUAAAUACGACGAAAGAAACUUCCAUGAAACCAGUGCCAACGAUAGAAGAAUUAUCUGAACAAGCAGCAGGAGAUAUAGAGAUAGAUCAACUAAGACGACGAUUGGUUGAGACAGAAGCAGCGAUGGAACGAAUUGUUGCUCGAAUGGGCAAUUUAUCACGUUCAGUUAUGCAUAUAUCAAGUCCACAGUCCGAAUGCAAGGACGAAGAAGACGAAGAACUGGAUGAUACUUCACAUGGAGAAGUUAAAGUUUUAAACGUUGAAAUGACUGCAUGUUGUGAAGGUGGACAAAAAUGUAGUCGACCAACAACUCCCACUUUUCCUGGACACAGCAGUCAUGUUGAACGGGAAAAAACGCCACCAGUGCCUAUUUAUUUGGAGGGUGCACUUCCAUCUCAAUGUGAACUUCUUGUGACGGAAUCAGAAACUCAAACAGUAAAAGAAGAGGAAAGCGCCGAGGCACCAGUUGUUCUCUCAGGCAAAAUGACCCUUUCCCUCAUCAGCCUCGACCAGAUUCCAGCUGAUGACGAGGAUAUUACGGAAAUGGAAGUCGAAACAAUUUUAAAUGAUGUUACGAACGUUAAUGAAAAUGGAAAUUUAAUAAGAAAAAAAGAAAAUACAAAUUCAAGUCGAAUUACGAAUGAAGAUACGAAUUUAAAUCGAAUAAUCGAUAUUAAAGAAAAAGAAUUUCAGGGUGAAAAAAUUGAGAAUCGAAGUGAAGUGAAACAACGUGGAGGUGAAAUUGGUAAAUUGAAUGAUUAUGAGAAACAGAAUAGAGUCGAUGAUGAUGAAGAAGAUGAAGAAGAAGAAUAUGAAGAGGAAGAAGAAGAAGAGGAGGAGGAAUAUGAAGAAGAAGAUGAUGAAGAGGAGGAAGAAAUAGAAGUUGACUUUAAAAACGAAAAGAAAAAUGAGAAAUUAGUAUUACAGAAUGUUGAAUAUAAAUCUGGCGUUUCCGUAGCGCAAAAUUAUAAUAAUAACGAUGAAGAGUAUGAUGAUGACGAAGAGGAGGAAGAAGAAGAAGAAGAAGAGGAGGAAGAGGAAGAGGAGGAAAAGAAAAAAAUACAUAAAGUAGCAGAAGUUGAAGAUACGGAGGAAGAAGUUGAAUAUGAGGAGGAAGAAGAAGAAGAAGAGGAGGAGGAGGAAGAAGAAGUACAUAAUUUAGCAGAAGUUGAAGAUACAGAAGAAGAAGUAGAAUACGAAGAGGAAGAAGAAGAAGAUGAAGAAGAAGACGACGACGAAAAAGUUUAAAACGUGUCAAAAAUAAAACUAAAAUUUAGGUAAGUUCGAAAUUUUAAAAAAUAUUUCCGUUUUGUAAAUUAUUGGACAAAAGGAAGUGAUAAUUUUUGUAUUUAUCAAUGAAUAAGGCGCAUAAAAAUCAAUUUCAUGCUUUUAAAUAUAAUUUUCUUAUUCUAAAUUCGAAAUUAAUUAUAUAAUUUAAUAAAACUGAAAUAAAAAUUAAAUUAAAUUUUUUUGCAAACAUUUUGACACAUUAUUUUUAAAUUCCACAUUAUUCAAAAAGGAACAAAAUUUAGAAAAGCAAUUACGACUUAACGAUAGUAAAACAAUUUGAACAGAAAAAAAAAACUAAAAGUCAAAUACUGCAAUAUAGUUUUAAAAAAAAAAAUUGUGGAUAGUGAUUUUUCAUUUACUUUUUACCAUCAUCAUCAUCAUCAACAUCAUUAUCAUUAUCAUUUAAUAUGUAAAUUUAUUGUUUUAUUUCCUUCUCAUAUACGUAAUAUACGAAUUUAAAGAAUAAUUGUAGAUUUUGUAAACUAGAGUGUAGACAUUUCGGUCUAAUUGGAGAAAUCGCUUAUUGGCGAAAUUAGUUUUUAUUUGCCAACUUUUACUUCCAUCAAGCAAUAAACAUAAUCGAUAUCCAAUAUUGUGUUCAAUAUUCGUUACAUAUAUAAAUAUUUACCUAAUAAUAGAGAAAUGUGUUUAGGGAACGAAAUAAAAUAAUAAACAAAAAAUAAUAGAAACAUGUAAAACAGUUUUAGCAAAAAAAAAAAAAUUAUUUAUUAUGCAUUUUUGUAGAUAAAUUAUUUAUUCUUCGGAUAAAAAAAUUGCUUCCGAAAAGAAGCUUCUAUGUAAAUCGUUAAGUUAUUAUUAUUAUUAUUGAUAAAUUAAAAUUUAUAUAAUUAUCUAUUAGAGCAGCUGUGUUUUGCGAUUUCAACAAUGAGAUUAUAAAAUUAGAUUUCAUUACUUAACUGUAAAAAAAAAAUAAACAUUAAAACUGUUGAAAUAGUUAA